Paramacrobiotus metropolitanus is the source of this 2913-nucleotide messenger RNA. RefSeq names its product neprilysin-11-like. Gene Ontology annotation, biological process: protein processing. The record is from RefSeq and is a predicted model, not a curated record. NCBI's taxonomy places the organism in Eukaryota, Metazoa, Tardigrada, Eutardigrada, Parachela, Macrobiotidae. Gene Ontology annotation, molecular function: metalloendopeptidase activity. The transcript has 11 exons. The coding region runs from base 504 to 2783 and encodes 759 amino acids. Gene Ontology annotation, cellular component: plasma membrane.
GUCGGCUUUUUCGUGAUCCACCGUGCCAAUGCUGUUUCCAGUUUCCUGCAGUUUGACUUCAGCAAGCGCUUAGUAUUGUUGUUCCGCUGCAGACGAGUGUUUGUUGGAGUGUUACAUCAGCCUUUUCUCCACUACCUGUAUGCUGUGUGUGUUUGACUCGGCAACCGGCACCGUGGUGCGAUAGAAAAACAGGUCACCUCGUCAUCAGUCAGCCCAGAAAUAACAAUCGCUUCCUGCUCGCCAAACAACGCGAGAGAGAGAGACUUUCACUUUUUCCACCAUCAUUUGUCCAUGCAUUGUUAUAAUUAUGUGAGACCUGCCAACUGCAUGUAACCCGCGCGUACAAUGACUGGGAGAUUUAUUGCGCUGUUCACCUUGUGGCAUUGCUGAUACAGCGCUGUCAUUAUCCGGCGCUGCGUAUAUACGCACGCGAUGCCAUUGAUAUUCCAGUUCCUCUUGCGCUAGUGGUGUUUGUUGAAUAAUUUUUCUUAAAGGAACGGAAAAUGUGGAUCACGUAUUGCUGUUUUUACUCAUUUUUGCCGGUGAUAUUAUCCGCUGCCAAAGCACAGAAAGAGAUUGCUGUUGAUAAUUAUCUGGACAGUGCACCGUUGAUUAGCUCACAACCGGUGAUACAGGAUGUGGUCAACGCUUCCGCUUCCAAUGACACAGCAAAAACCAUUUGCACAACGGCAUCGUGCCAAAAAACCGCUGAUAAAUUUCUCAUCCGGAUCAACAGUUCCGCUGAUCCCUGCGAUGACUUUUUCGAGUAUGCAUGCGGCAAAUGGGUGAGCACGCACGAGAUCCCCGAUAACGAAAGCGAAAUCAGCGACUUCUACUUCUUGACGCAAAAGAUGAAGAAAGUCGGACAACAAAUUUUAAGAUCCAUGAAGGGUCACAUGUUCCCCUCGGAAGUUAAGGCCAAAACUCUUUUCCGGCAGUGCAGCAACGAAGCGGAAAUUGAGAAAUUGCGCGCGCAACCGUUGUUGGACAUCCUGCAGGAGUUUGUCAGCGGAUGGCCGCUGCUGGAAUCCAACUGGGAUGCAUCGCGUUUUGAUAUCUUCGACACACUGGUGAAGAACUUCUUCGUGGGCAAUGAGCCCUUCUUCGCCGUCACCGUGGCCGCAGAUGUGGAAAAUCCCUUGACGAAUGUCAUACAAAUUAAUUCCCCUUCGACGUAUGCCGCCAUCGAUGUGCUGACCAACGAAGUUACCGGCAAACUGUAUACCGAGAGCUAUUUGACCUUUCUGAUGAACAUGACUUCGUUGUUGUUGCGGGAUUUGAACAGCACGGUGGAUGUGAAUACUUUCUCGCCUAACAUAACGGAAAUUGUGGAGAUUGAGAGAUCUUUUGGCAUGGCCAAAUUAACCGCCGUAGAAAAUGCCGACGACAGCAUAUACCUGAACCGUAUGACCUUAUCCCAACUACAAGACCGCUACCAGUUCAACUCCAGUAUUUUACGCAACCUGACCAACUACGUCCGCGAAUAUUACAGCGCCGCCAAUCUGUCCAGUGCCAUUACGGACAACACCACGGUGGUGGUGCCCAAUCUGCGAUUCCUGCCGGUCAUCGAUGCCCGGCUGGCGGAAUUUGAAAGCCAGGGGGAGGAGGGAAAACGGCGCUUAGCUAACUACAUCGGUUGGCAACUGGUAUCCGGUAUGCCUAUUUAUUUACCCAAGGAAUACCGGUACGCGCUGGCGGAGUACAGUCAGCGGAUUACGGGCCGGAAGGCCAAACGGGAUCCGCCGGUGGGCGAGCGGUGUCUGAGUAUUGUCACACAGACGAUGCCGUUGUGUAUGGGAGCGAUGUAUGUGAGGGAUUCGGUGCCCAGUGGAAUGAAGUCAAAGGCCACCAUGAUGGUGAACGAUAUACAAGUUGGCUUUCGAGAACUGCUGGACGGCGCAGACUGGAUGGACAAUGCCACCUACCAGAAGGCGAUGGUCAAGCUGAACGCCAUCAUCAACGUCGUCGGGUAUCCUGAUAUCUUUCUCACCAAUACCUCCGCGAUCGAUGAGGAGUACCAAUACGUCACGAUUCAGCCGACAUAUAUGGAGACGAUUACCAAGAGCAUCAAGAACGCGGUGGUGCGUGUGAUGAAGCGAUGGUCAAGGCCCAAUAUCCGCUACAAUCCCAUCGAAGAUACCAUGGAUAUAACGGAAGUCAAUGCGUUCUACUCACACAAUAAUAAUCUUCUCACAAUGUUAGCCGCCAUAUUGCAGCUGCCGUUCUAUGACUCCAAGAGUCCGCAGUAUCUGAAUUACGGAGCCAUCGGGUCUAUCAUCGGGCACGAGACAACCCAUGGGUUCGACGAUACCGGUGCUAAGUACGAUGAUCAGGGUUUCCGGCGCGUAUGGUGGACCAACACUACCGCGGUGCUGUAUGAAGACAGGAAGAAGGGAAUGAUUGAACAAUAUAAUAAUUAUACGCUGCCAGCCGGAAAGGUCAACGGGCAAUUGACACUCGGAGAGAAUAUUGCGGAUAACGGAGGAUUAAGGGCGUCCUUUAAGGGAUAUACGCGAUACCUACAGCGGUUAUCCAAACCAGAACCUGUUCUACCUGGACUGGUGGACUAUACACCACUACAGUUAUUUUUUCUUUCGUUUGGCCAGGUGUGGUGCAAUAAAGAGAGGAUAGAAAGUGAACGCGUAGAUUUAUUAACGGAAGAGCAUUCUCCUAAUCGAUUCCGGGUGAACGGAGCGGUGUCCAAUAUGCCGGAAUUCGCUCAAACAUUUAACUGUACUGAAAAUGCUAGAAUGAAUCCCGCAGUCAAGCAAGUUGUCUGGUAAUUAUUCAAUGUUUAAUAUAAAUGUGAGUUAAUGGUUAUGUUUACUGGUUUGUUGUACAUGUUGAUGUUGUCCACUCAUGAUCAUGAUCACAAUACGUGCCUAGUAUGUAUUGUACGAGACGUUCAAUUAA